GCGCCGCCGGCGGGAGCGCGGUGCUGCCCGACUGCCGCCCAUCGCCCCCCACCGCCUCCCAUCGCCCCCCACCGCUCUGCUCCGUCCGGCCAUGGGCAACGCCGAGUCUGUCGUACGCGGCGCCGCCGGCGUGGACACAAGCCACCAGGCGCGCUCCGUCUCCAGCCGCCCCUAUUACAGUUUGCCCAACAGCAGCCAUGAGAGACGCUCGGUCCUUGCUAUUGUGGAGCCGCUGCGUUUCCACUCCCAAGCUAAAGGCAAGAAUGUGCGUCUGGACGCUCACUCCCGCAAGGCCACGCGGAGGAACAGUUUCUGCAAUGGGGUCACCUUCACCAACCGGCCCAUCCACCUCUAUGAGAAAGUCAGGCUGAAGCUGGUGGCUGUGCACCAUGGCUGGAGUGGGGCCCUACGCUUCGGCUUCACCAUUCACGACCCAUCGCAGAUGAGCUCUGACGAAAUACCAAAGUACGCCUGUCCGGACCUAGUGACCCGACCUGGAUACUGGGCCAAAGCUUUGCCAGAGAGGUUUGCUGUGAGAGACAAUAUCUUGGCCUUCUGGGUUGACCGUCAUGGGAGAGUCUUCUACAGUAUUAAUGACGAGGAGCCAGUAUUGUUUCACUGUGGUAUUAAAGUUUCCAGUCCUCUCUGGGCACUCAUAGACGUCUAUGGAAUUACAUAUGAAGUGCAAAUACUAGAUAGCAUGUUUGCGGAGACCAUGACCACUGCCCGUCUCAGCACGGCCCGUCUCAGCACUUGCCUUCCACAGAGCAACCAUGAUUCAGCCAACUUCAAUAACAAUGAACUGGAGAAUAACCAAGUGGUGGCCAAAAUUGCAAAUCUAAACCUAAGUCGGGUUCCAGGACUUGCGACAGACAACCAUAUCAUCCCCUGUUGCCCAAACCGACGGCACCAUGCCCAGGGAGUCCCAGCCUUCCUGGACACAGACCUACGAUUCCACCCCACCCAUGGACCUGACAUCACCUUUUCUCAGGACCGGAUGGUUGCAUGCACCAACUGGCAAGAAAGCAAUAGGACUUUGGUGUUUUCUGACCGGCCCUUGCACAUCAGUGAAAGCCUCUUUGUGGAAAUAGGACAUCUGGGGUUGCCAUACUAUGGGGCCCUUUCAUUUGGCAUCACUUCUUGUGAUCCGAGUACUUUACGGACAAAUGAGCUCCCAGCAGAUCCAGACUUUCUCUUGGACCGCAAGGAGUACUGGGUGGUUUACCGAGCAUUCCCAGUCCUCAACAGCGGCGACAUUCUCAGUUUCGUGGUCUUGCCAAACGGAGAGGUGCACCACAGGGUGAAUGGAGCCAGCCGAGGAAUGCUGAUGUGCGUGGACACCUCACAGUCUCUCUGGGUGUUUUUUACAAUACACGGUGUAAUCAACCAGCUCAAAAUAGUGGGCACUGUGCAGUCCAGCCCAGUGACCGUCUCUCCCUCAGGAUCCCCUGGCGGCUCGCAGUAUGACAGCGACUCGGACAUGGCCUUCAGUGUCAACAGGUCGUCAUCUGCUUCAGAGUCAUCGCUCGUGACUGCUCCCAGCUCUCCCCUGAGCCCCCCCAUCUCUCCUGUCUUUCCCCCUCCGGAGCCUUCAAGCAGCAAGAAUGGGGAAUGCACUGUCUGCUUUGACAGCGAGGUGGACACGGUGAUCUACACCUGUGGACACAUGUGCCUCUGCAACACCUGUGGUCUUAAGCUGAAGAAGCAGCUCAAUGCCUGCUGCCCAAUCUGCCGACGGGUCAUCAAAGAUGUUAUUAAAAUAUACCGCCCUUAGCGCCCGGCUCGGGCUGUAGGAAGGGGGAACGCCACUAGCAGUAACCAUGCCUUUCCGUCCCUGCUUAUGGGUUAUCGUGCUGGUCAGUCGUUAUCAAGUGGCUCGUUAUCUGUGUUUCCUUAUUUGACUGGUAGGGCACAAUUCAGGGAUAAAAUUGAGCUGAGGAUCAUGUGGGGCCCAAAGGCACGGCUGCCAUGGCAGCCAGGCUGUGAGCCCAUGGGCAAUCCAGGGAAUUGCAGUCUGGACCUGACCCAGCUGCAAAUGAGAAAUUUCUCGUGCAAAGGCUCUUUUUUUCUUCCUCCUCCUCUGGAGGAGGCUUGCUGUGCUGUAGAUUGGGAAGGGGAGGUUGCCACUUGGUCAGUACUGGGUGCCACUGGGCUUCCCAACCCCGAAACCCCAACAGCUCUGGGCUGCUGCCGGGUGCUUGCACUGUGGUGGAACAAAAUUAGGACAAGGCCCAGUGGGAGGGUUCAAAGUGGACAAAACUGAUCUGAACAUGUCACGUUCCUCUGUGUAAAGGGAACUAGCUAGAGCCAAAAUAGUACCACAGCUAGAUUCUCACUUGUUUGGGUUUCACCCCUGUGAACAGGCUUCUGGGGCACGUGGAGAAGCUGGUCUGGACUUAGAUAAAGCAGCUUUUGCUUUCUGUAGCAGAGCAGGGACUUUAGGCCAGAGAGGCUGAGACCUGGGGAGCAGCCACAGGGUAGCAGCGAGGAGCACGAGCUCACUGAGAGCACCAGCCAACCUCAACUGCUGCAACAGCGGUGAUGGAGCAGUUUGCAGCAGUGGUGGGCUGUUCAGGCACUGCCUGUAUGUCUGGCUCCUGAAACCAUAAAUUGCAGCCUGUGGCUGAAAGGGGCGUUUGGAUGGGCACACUGGAAUCCUGGCUUAGAAAAAGCAUGGGGCUACCACCGUCUGCAAUGAUGGUGUUUGUCACCUCCAGGCACACACCUACAUUUUGGUCUGCUCCUCUUCACAGGUGGCACAGCUGCCAUCUCACACCAUCCUGUCUGGCUCUCCUCCCCUAGCCCUUCCCCUGCAGCCAGUGCUGCAGCGGGGCUCAGCCUUCCUCCUGCCCCUUUGGAGCCUGGGGUGAGAAAUUCAUUUCUGACCCAGUCCCAGCAGGCUCACGUUUUUUCUGGGGACUGUGUAUGUGCUGAUUUUAUCUGCUUUUUCUCCUGCCUUUCCAGGUUUCCCAGCACAGCUGCUUGGACACUGGGUCCCAACAGUAGAUGAGAACUUGUGGAGACGAAUAGGGAUCUGUUUCACUUGGCUUUACUUGGGAGGAGGAAAGAAAAAGGCUCUGUGGCUAUUAUUAGAUGUUGGGAGUUGAAAGGUAAAUGGGUUUUAGCUGUGAUAUUAGACAGCUACAAGCAGCAGCAGCCUGGAUGAGCUGGGCAGCAUCUGAGCAUGCAGCAUUGGGUCUGGUGCGAGGAGCUUGGUGUCCUCCUCCCUGCUGCUCUCACAGGAGCUGCCCUCCAUUCGCCAUCCUCUGCCCUCUGCCCAUUUACACGGCUCCUAUCCAGUCCUUCAGCCUGAGCCUGGCCGGCUUCCUGCUGGUCCAGGUUCGUAAACAGGAAGAGAGAGGGUGCAAAUGGGAUGAUGAGAGAGGGGCUGAUGUCAUUCUAGCUCAGUGACCAUGUGCCACUAAGUGCCUGAGAAUGGCUUUCUUCAGAAAGGUCCAACUACCACAUUUUAGUUCAAAAACAAACAAGAAGAAUAGCAGCCCCUGUACAUUUCAGGGAUUCCAGGCACAGAGGGGCAGCCUGACGUUGUCAGUGUCUGUUGCCUCACCUCCCCGCUCACUCUCUCCUCCGAGGCGCCGGUAGCCAUGGGUGCACUGCCACCUCUUGUGGCACCACUGCCUGGGUGGUGGUUUGGCGGUGCUGUGCUUGGUUUCCAGUUGGCACACAGCUCCGUCCCAGCCCCACUCUGCCAUCAGAGAGAACACACCCAGGGGAGGUCAUCCUCCUGCUGCAGCAGGCUGUGGCUGCCAGCUCCCAGGGAAUGAAGAAAACAUUUUUUUUCCUUCAAGAGCUAAUUAACAUUUUAAUUGUGUAUAAAUGAGAGGCUGCUGUAGAGCGAGAUCUCUCACCCAUUGCCCUGCUGCACUGGCACGAGAGCCUGCUGGCUUUGCAGAGCCCUUUUUGGAAACAGCUCGCUGACUGUGCUGCUGCUGCGCUUGCUCAGCCCUUAGCAGAGCCACUGGCACUGCAACUGUGGCAUGAGUUCACUUACACCUUUGCAAAAGGAAGCAGCGAGGGCAGCUUUCCAGCAGCUGGAGCCUCGCUCAGACCUCCAGGCUGCGUUUCACACAGGGACCACAGAUAUUGCCUUUGCAGACCACAGUCCAGCUGUGCUGAGUGAGCACAGCACUAAGCGUGAUGAUGGAGAAGUAUGUGAGCAUGGUACGAAAGGCCAAGCGCGUUAGUGCCUGCCUGGUGAUUGGGCUGCAGUGGGACGCCUUUGCAUAAUGAGGAAUUCAAGGAAAGUUGUCUGAAUCCACAGCGAGUGAUGUUAGCUUGGAUCAGCUCUGGGCUAGCAAACACCAGCCUAGCAAAAAACAGGCUGCUGCCCUGGUUUCAGGGUGCCCAGUUCCUUUUGGUGGCUGCACACAGUUACGUGCAUGGGCAGAGCAGAGCCCAUUUGCUUUGCUGACAGCUCAGGUCCUCAAUGAGCGGGGCUAAUUGCAUACCUGCGGUGGGUUUUUGGGGUUAGUUGGUUGUUGGUUUUUUUUGGUGUAGUUCUUUUUUUAUUUUAAGCCAGCAAGGAGAAAUACUGAAUCCACCCCAGGCUGUGUAUGAGCUGUGCGGGACACCUUGCACAGGUUGAAUUUCUUGCUGUGGCAGCUGAGACCAGUUUCCAGAAGGGCAGCAUCCAGCAGGGCCAGCAAGGGAGCCACCUCAGUCAGGGCAGUGACAGGAGUCAGGGUCCGGAGUGCGGCCAUGCAGCGAGCAGUGAGAACAGUGGAUGUGUCUCCCUGACUGUCUGAAAGCGACAUAAAUUUUCCAGAAUAGGCCUCUUAUAAAAGAUUUCCAGGAAAAGGUAGCCUCUUACAGAUUUAAUUGUUAGUACUCGUAUUGCUAUUUUUUUUAAACAGUCCAAUGAUAUAUGAUUUGUACAGAAGAUCUGUUUGUGCCUUAUAAGGGUGUCUGUGCACUUUUUAUCCUUUUUAAAGCAACUUUUAAAAAGAAAAAAAAAUGGGGAGAAAACAACACAGAUCAAUGGUAGUUUUAUAGAUUUUGUGUUCACUGAGAACCCUGCUUUUUUUAAUAUAUAUAUCUUGGAGUGAAAAAGUGUUUAUUUCCAUGGAUUCCUCCCCCCAACCUAUUUGUUUAAAAAUUAAAAAAAGGAAGAAAGAAAGAAAAAGAAGAGCUGGGGGGAACUCUUUUACCUUCCCCCUUUCUGAGACAGUUACUCUGUUAUUGUUACCUUUAUAAUUCAAUACUGUUACCUGUACAUCAUGUUUAAGCUGAAUCAGAUUUUGGACCUCUCUAUUAGGCUUUUCAAGGAAAUCAUUCUGGGGACCUGGGUGGGAGGGCAUCGCACGAGGGCGGGAACUGCACUUCUACAUGUCAGUGCGCUAUAGCGUUGUGUUCAGUGCUGUGUGUUUUACUUUUGUCCAUUUACCUGUUUUACAUUAAUAUAAUUUUACUUGUUUAUGAAACAAAUAAAACUUUGGCUUGUAAAGAGUG
This is a messenger RNA of Phalacrocorax carbo (great cormorant), 5469 nucleotides long. Lineage: Eukaryota; Metazoa; Chordata; Aves; Suliformes; Phalacrocoracidae. The record is from RefSeq and is a predicted model, not a curated record.